Rana temporaria (common frog) is the source of this 930-nucleotide messenger RNA. Its product is annotated as proline-rich extensin-like protein EPR1. The transcript has a single exon. NCBI's taxonomy places the organism in Eukaryota, Metazoa, Chordata, Amphibia, Anura, Ranidae. The record is from RefSeq and is a predicted model, not a curated record. The coding region runs from base 1 to 930 and encodes 309 amino acids.
AUGUCACCACAUUUCCAAACAAACCCAACCCCAAUCUUACCACCUUUCCACCCAACAAACCCAACCCCAAUCUUACCACCUUUCCACUCAACAAACCCAACCCCCAUCUUACCACCUUUCCACCCAACAAACCAAAAAGCCCAUCUUACCACCAAACAAACCCAACCCCCAUCUUAUCACCUUUCUACCCAACAAACCCAACCCCCAUCCUACCACCUUUCCACCAAACCAACCAAAUACCCCCAUCCUACCACCUUUCCACCAAACAAAGCCAACCCCCAUCUUAUCACCUUUCCACCCAACAAACCCAACCCCCAUCCUACCACCUUUCCACCAAACAAACCAAAAACCCCCAUCCUACCACCUUUCCACCAAACAAACCAAACCCCCAUCCUACCACCUAUCCACCAAACAAACCCAACCCCCAUCCUACCACCUUUCCACCAAACAAACCAAAAACCCCCAUCCUACCACCUUUUCACCAAACAAACCAAAAACCCCCAUCCUACCACCUUUCCACCAAACAAACCAAACCCCCAUCCUACCACCUUUCCACCAAACAAACCAAAUACCCCCAUCCUACCACCUUUCCACCAAACAAAGCCAACCCCCAUCUUAUCACCUUUCCACCCAACAAACCCAACCCCCAUCCUACCACCUUUCCACCAAACAAACCAAAAACCCCCAUCCUACCACCUUUCCACCAAACAAACCAAACCCCCAUCCUACCACCUUUCCACCAAACAAACCCAACCCCCAUCCUACCACCUUUCCACCAAACAAACCAAAAACCCCCAUCCUACCACCUUUUCACCAAACAAACCAAAAACCCCCAUCCUACCACCUUUCCACCAAACAAACCAAACCCCCAUCCUACCACCUUUCCACUCCAAACCCCAUCAAGUGUUUGUGGUAGAACAUUGGCAAUAA